ACCUAAUUGAUACGGCAGACGAACUUGUAAACAUUGAUGAAAAGGUUGACAAGUACCGAUUUUUUCUUAUUUUGUUAUUUCAUUUUAAUUAAAAACAUAUACACAACGAAGAAAAUAAACAAACUUACCAGUAUUCCAUUCAUUUUCACCCAGAAAAUAGUAUUCCAAUGAAAAACGAAAGUAGGUCAGCUUGUUGACAAUGUAAACAUCGGCUAGGUGGCGCACAACUAAAUACAGCGAAACAAAAUGAUGCUGCGAGAUAAGUGUUGUUGAGUAAAGGAAAUUGUAACAUACCUUAGGAAACGAGUUUAAAAAUAUAGAGGACAACAAAUCAAGAAGAAAAUGGUGUUGUUGAUUAAAUACAACUUUGUAUUAUUAAUUCUUAUUUGUAACGGAUUUCAAACAACUGGUGGUGGGGACAGCAGCGAUGACUCAAGUUCCAGUUCAGACUCUGAGGAAGAGGCUAAACCCAAACCUGGUUGGUGGCAACCCUACCAGUGUGAUCGGUUCCCGUGCCAGAAUGGAGCCAUAUGCCAGAAUCUACCUGGAACAUUCAAGUGUAUAUGUGCUGAGGGUUGGGAGGGAACCAACUGUCAAAUUGACAUCAACGAAUGCAGACUGUUCGCCCCUUGCCUCCAUAAUGGCAUCUGCUACAAUGGAGCAGGCACAUACUCCUGCCAGUGUGCUCGAGGCUGGUCUGGAAAGAACUGUGAAAUCGACGUGAACGAGUGUCUGCAGCAGCCUUGCCAGAAUGAUGCUACUUGUCUGAACACAAAGGGCUCCUACACGUGUCAGUGUGUCCGUGGAUGGACCGGACCCACCUGCGCCAUGGACAUCAACGAGUGCAUGGGCGUGCGCUGCGAGAAUGGGGGCACCUGCUUCAACACACCAGGCUCGUACAAGUGUAUUUGUACCCCUGGGUGGACUGGAAAACUAUGCAACAUUGAUAUUGAUGAAUGCCUGACAGUGACAUGCUUGAACGGUGGCACUUGUAUACAUGAGAUUGGCAAAUACAGGUGUGAGUGUGCACCUGGUUACAAGGGAGACACAUGUGCCUUUGAUAUCAACGAGUGCCUCCAGAACCCGUGUCUCAACAAGGGCACCUGCUCUAACACUGAGGGCUCGUAUAAGUGUUCAUGUCCCAAGGGAUGGAGAGGCGCUAACUGUGAAUAUGACAAUAAUGAAUGUGAGAUGAGCCCUUGUCUGAAUGGCGCGGUGUGCAUCAACAAUGCAGGAUCAUACCAGUGCCAGUGUCCAGCGGGAUACACCGGCCUCAACUGCGAUAUUGACAUUAAUGAAUGCCUCACAAAUAACCCGUGUCUAUUUGGUGGAACUUGCACCAAUACUGUGGGAUCAUACACCUGCCAGUGUAUCGAAGGUAGAACUGGGGCCAACUGUGAGAAAGACAUGAUAACAUUACCACCAACAACACCUGCACCUACAACUACACCUGCACCUAAAACAUCAAUGGCAACAUCAACAACAGUAACAACAACAACAGCAGCAACAACAACAACAGAAAAAUCCACAUCUCUUGCAUCAUCACAAGCAAUAUCUUCAGAAGCCACCACUGUACCAAUUGUUGGUGUUAAAGCCAAUGAAGGGGAGUACUCUGCUCUACAUUCUGAUGACUUCACAGUGGACAAUAGCUCAUUGAUUCAAGCCCCUGGACAGGGUGGGGAGGUUGGCAGACAUGUUACGUCCAGUGAACACAGUGGCAUCUCUACAGCCCCUGGACAGGGUGGGGAGGUUGUCAGACAAGUGACGUUCAGUGAACACAGUGGCAUCUCUACAGGCAGCCUGGUGGGGAUUGUUGUUUCGUUAAUCAUCGUGUUCCUUGCUUGUCUGGCAGUGGGAAUACUCUUCUGCCGAAGACGCAGGGCCAAGUUUACAGAAGUUUACAGCGUUGGCUUCAAUAACAUCCUCUACUCUGCUGCUCCUCAGUCAGACACACGGGUCAAGGACACGAACCUCGCUCUGGCAUUGAGCCAACAAGAGGAGGACAGCAUGGUGGAUCACAGGUAUGCAGACAUUGAUGAUCUUGCUGCAGAAGGGGGCGUGGUCUACUUUGAUAUGGGCGGAGCUAAAUCAGUUGACCUGCCCACCUGUAAGGAGAUUGACAAGGAGGCGGAGUUAGGGCAGGAAGUUGAAGCCAAUCAUCUCUAUGAUCACUUAGAGGGGGAGAAAUCUGCUGGAGUACCGCUACCUGUCCCUUCUAGGAAUGGGAACUUGACGGCUUUUGCUCCAGAAUUCUUGCAGAAAGAUACGGACGUUUUGCAGGCUUAUUCUAACAACUUGAAUGGUUACAGGAAUUUUUAGCUCGGCUGUAUUCGGAGAAAACCCGAGGUAUUGUCAUAGGAAGCUUGUCGUCCAACGUCCGCGCCGUGCUGAAACCUUAACAUUUUGUUAAGGUUUUUAGCAUUGGCUCUAAAAUCAAAGUGCUUCCACCUACAACCUUGAAACUUUUUAUGCACCUGCACCUUGAUGAGUUCUACAUGUCACACCCAUUUUUGGGUCACUAGGUCAAAGGUCAAGGUCACUGUGACCACUUUAAAAAAUAAUAAUCUGACAAACAUUUAUUUAUUUAAAACUGCACCCGCAGCCGAGCGUGGCACCCGUUAUGCGGUGCUCUUGUUAUGGUAAAUUCUUGUAAGCUGUUUGUCCACAUUAACCGAACUUGAUCAGUCAACUGCAUUGGAUGCGUGCUUAUGUACCAACGCACGGUGUGUAUGGAUGAUUCUCCAUGAUGGUGCUUUUCUAAAAGGCUGUUCAUUUAUGCUUUGGAUAAUUAUGUGAGAGAAAUGCUUCCAAUUGUUGACCUAUUCCUGCUUGAAUUAUUUUGAUUAAAAAUGUGUUUGUUUACAAGUAACUGCUUAAAUUACAUUGUUUAGUUUUGAAUAUUUUUGUUAAGUUUCUAAUUUUUAUGCUCCCCCAAAAUUUUUUUUGGGGGGAGCAUAUAGUUGCCGCUUCAUCUGUCUGUGCGUGUGUCCGUCCGUCCGUGCACAAUUUUUGUCCGGGUUAUUUCUCAGCAUUAAUGACCGGAAUUCAAUUAAACUUUAUGGGAAGCUUCACUACCAAGAGGAGAUGUGCAUAUUAUCAGCCGGUUCUGGUCGGAUGAUUUUUCACAGAGUUAUGGCCCUUUGAAAUUUUCCAUUAACUGUACAUAUAGUGCAAUUCUUGUCCGGGCUAUUUUUCCCCAACUACUGACUGGAAUACAAUGAAGCUUUAUGGGAAGCUUAACUACCUUGAGGAGAUGCGCAUGUUAUUUGUGGGUUCUGGUUAGAUGAUAUAUUUAGAGUUAUGGCCCUUUGAAGUUACUUAACCAUCCAUCGUAUUAUUUUGUCCAAAGUUGUGCCCCUCAAAACUUUCCUUUUAUCUGAAUAUAUAGUGCAAUAUUGUGACAAAAAACCUUUGGGGAGCAUCACCCGUCUCCGACAGUUUCUUGUUAAUAUUUAAUUUGAUGUUUUUCAAAAAAAAAUCUAUUGGAUGUAACACAUUUGUGACAUAUUUGUAACAAGAGAAUGUAUGUUCAGAAUAAUUCUGUUGUUGCUGUUGAUCUUAGUCUUUGAUAAACAUCUUGUGAUCUCAAUUGUUUUAAUAUCAAUGCUGCUGCUACAGAUGAUGAUAAUGAUUAAAAAGAAGAUUAUGAUGAUUAUCAAAAAGAUGUUGCUACUGCCUCUGAUUAUGAUAAUUGAUAUAUUUGUAAAUGAGAUAAUUAUAACUACAAACCAUAAUUUUAUGUUUAUUCAAAGUCAAGUAUAGAAAGUUUUUAUGAAGGAAAAAAUAAUAUAAUGUGAUAGUAUAUGUUGGUGUGUUUUGUCAUUGAUUGAGCUAGCCUUUUCUUUACUCAGUCACAGGGAGCUUUGCUUGAGGUUUGUUCUUUGACAUUAAAAAGGUAAGCAAAUAGGCAACGUUUUGGUAAAGUCUCUAUAAUCACAAUGUGGGGUUAUGUUCACAGUUCUUUAACUUGCAUGACAAGCAAUAAAUACUUGUGCCAUAAAUAUAGUGGCAAAAGUGUUGGUGAUUCUUCAUUAUUGAAAAUAUAUACUUUUUAUACGCCCAUUGAAAACCCUAUUACUCUCUGCGAGUGGCGGGCCUGCGGGCAGGUGGCGUCGACAGCAGUGUCCGCUCUCUAAAUCAAAUAAUUUUCAUCCGAUCGUCACCAAACUUGGUCUGAAGUUGUUUCUAGACAAUAUCUAGGUCAAGUUUGAAUAUGGGUCAUGCCGGGUCAAAAACUAGGUCACGGGGUCUCUUAGUGCAUUUCAAAAAUUUAGCAUUGUGCCCGCUCUCUAAUUGAAGUAGUUUUCAGAUCUUCACCAAAUUUGGUCAGAAGUUGUGUCUAAAUGAUAUCUAGAUCAAGUUUAAAUAAGGGUCAUGCUGUUUGAAAAACUAGGCCACAAUGUCACUUAGUGCAUAUUAAGCAUUUAGCAUGGUGUCAGCUCUCUAAUCGAAGUAGUUUUCAUCAGAUCUUCACCAAAUUUGGUCAGAAGUUGUGUCUAGAUGAUAUCUAGGUCAAGUUUAAAUAUGGGUCAUGCUGGGUCAGAAACUAGGUCACGAGGUCACUAAGUGCAUUUCAAGCAUUAAGCAUGGUAUCCGCUCUCUAAUUCAAAUAGUUUUCAUCCGAUCUUCACCAAACUUGGUCAGAAGUUGUAUCUAGACAAUAUUUAGGUCAAGUUGGAAUAUGGUCAUGUUGGGUCAAAAACUAGGUCAUGAGGUCACUUAGUGCAUUUCAAGGAGUUAGCAUGGUGUCUGCUCUCUAAUUGAAGUAGUUUUCAUCCGAUCUUUACAAAUUUUGUCAGAAGUUGUGUCAUAAUGAUAUCUAGGUCAAGUUCAAAUAUCGGUCAUCAUCCGGGUCAGAAAAUAGGUAAUGGGGUCACUUAUUGCAUUUCAAGGAUUUUGCAUGGUGUCCCCUCUCUAAUUGAAGUAGUUUUCAUCCGUUCUUCACCAAAUUCGGUCAGAAGUUGUCUCUUAAUGAUAUUUAGGUCAAGUUCAAAUAUGGAUCAUGCUGGGUCAAAAACUAGGUCACGCGGUCACUUAGCAUUUCAAGCAUUUAGCAUGGUGUCCGCUCUCUAAUUGAAGUAGUUUUCAUCCGAUCUUCACUAACUUUGGUCAGAAGAUGGGUCUAGAUGAUAUCUAGGUGAAGUUCAAAUAUGGGUCAUUCCGGGUCAAAAAAUAGGUCAUAGGGUCACUAAGUGCGUUUAAAACAAUCACCAUUGUUUCUUUUACCCUAGUCCAUUAGUUGUAAUAUCAUGCUUCACUUGUCUCGCCGAUUUUUAUGCUUUCCACGAUUUUGAGGAAAUUGACAGUCGGCAUCUUAUUUAUGUAAAAUAAAUGUUAUUUACAUACAUAGUUAUGUAGUUGUUGCUUAGUUUUCAAAAAUAUAUCACUUUGCCUCUCAAAUGGUUAGUUAUGACCUAAAAAUAUAUCAUUUUGCCACUCAAAUGGUAAAGUUAUGUGAUGCUUAAUUUUCAAAAAUAUAUCAUUUUGCCACUCAAAUGGUUAUCAAGUUGUCCAAAACCUUCAAACAGGCGUAUCUUGUGACAGUUUGGCACUCUUGUUUAUUUUUCACGUUGCAUUUACAAUUGGUUUGUUUCUAAAAUAAGGAUUGUAAUUGUCAACCUUACAUGUAUGUUUUAAAUGAUGUUUACCUAUGCAGUGUUUUUUAAAGGAAUACUUUGUUUCCCAUUUUGUUCGGUACAUCAACUUAUAUUGUUUGUUUUUUGUACAUGUCUUAUUAAAUUAUAAUUACAUAUGGCUAACACUACAAUCAAAUUGUCUUAAUGUUAUUAAAAAAAGUGAGGAUUGAUGAGCGUUUGUGAUCACCUGUUGUCUGUGGUCAACAUUUACCUUCGGUAAAAAAACAUGGCCGCAAGGGGGGGGGGGGGGGCUUUUUCCUUAUAUUUAUAUAGUAAAAAAGUUUGUGAACACUCUAGAAGUCACAUUUUUGCCUUAUCAUCAUGUAAUUUGGUCAAAACAUUGGUUAUGUGGAUAUAUCGGACGAGUUUGAAAAUGGUCGUGAUCAGUGGAAAAACAUGGCCGCUAUAGGGUGGGGCAGUUUUCUCUAUAUGUAUAUAGUGAAAACAUGUGAACAGUCUAGAAGACACAUUUUUUUGUCCAAUCUUCAUGAAAUUUGGUCAGAACAUUAUGUUUCCUGAAUACGACAGUUGAGUUCGAAAAUGGUUCGGAUCGGUAAAAAAAUAUGGCCGCCAGGGGGGUCUUUUUCCUUAUAUUUAUAUAGUAAAAAAGCUUGUGAACACUCUAGAAGUCACAUUUUUUUCCUAGUCAUCAUAAAAUUUGGUCAAAAUAUUGGUUAUGUGGAUAUCUCUAACCAGUUUGAAAAUGGUCGUCAUCAGUGGAAAAACAUGGCCGCCAUGGGGUGGGGCAGUUUUCUCUAUAUGUAUUUAGUAAAAGCAUGUGAACAGUUUAGAAGACACAUUUUUCGCCCAUGCAAUCUUUAUGAAAUGUGGUCAGAACAUUUGUUUUGGAUACGACGUUUGAAUUCGAAAUUGGUUCGGAUCGGUAAAAAAAACAUGCCCACCAGGAGGGGGGAUCUUUUUCCUUAUAUUUACACAUGUAUAUCGUAAAAAAAACUUGUGAACACUGUAGAAGUCAGAUUUGUUUGUCCAAUCAUCAUGAAACUUAGUCAAAACAUUGGUUUUAUGGAUAUCUUGGUUGAGUUUGAAAAUAGUCGUGAUCAGUGAAAAAAACAUGACCGCCAGGGGGUGGGGCAGUUUUCUCUAUAUGUAUAUAGUGAAAACAUGUGAACAAUCUAGAAGACACAUUUUUUGCCCAAUCUUCAUGACAUUUGAUUAAAACAUUUUUUUACCUGGAUAGGAUGGUUUAGUUCAAAUAUGUUUUUCAUCCAUCUUGUAACAUUACCGCCAGGGGAGGGGGGGGGGGGUGUUCCUAAUUUGAAUAUACUAAAAGCUUGUGAACACUCUAAAAGUCACAUGUUUGGGGUAAUCAUCAUGAAACUUGGUCAAAACAUUGAUAUGUUGCAUGAGUUUGAAAAUGGUCAAGAUCAGUGGAAAAACAUGACCGCCAUGGGAUGGGGCAUUUUUUUCUAUAUGUAUGUAAGAAACAUUUUCCUUAUAUAUAUAUAUUUAAAAAAAUCUGGGUAUUAAAACAUGGCAGCCAGGAUGGGUGGGGUAAUUUUUUAUAUAGGCCUAUUGUUAUUAAUUUGGAACACCUUAUUUUUAAAGUCAGUCUUGUCAUACUAAUAAUUUGAAAUAUUUGCUGAAGAGUUUUAAUCUUUGUUUUUUUCCAUCUUAGUCUCUCAGGUGAGCAACCCAGGGCCCUUUGGGGCCUCUUGUUUCUGUGUAUAUAUCUAUGUUAUAUAAAGUUGAUCUUCAUGUAACUUGAAGACACAUUUGAAUGAGAUUUUGUGCCUUUUUUUUUGCCCAUCAUAUGUAUCCUUUGUUUUUCUAGAUUGUUUGUAAAGGCUGUUCAUUUCGUAUAGCAUGUGGCCUAUGGAAACUUUUAUAACCAAAUAAUCAGCCAGAAUUUAAUAUUGUGUUGAUAUGUAUUUGUUUACAUUUGUAGUUUGUAAUCAAAAUAUAAUGAUUUAAUUUUAUUUCACUGUGACAUAUUUUAAAUUAACUUUGUAUAAAAGUAUAUUUUAUUUUUGGAUAAUAUAUAAAUAAUUGUAAGAUUAUUUCAUAAACAACAACAUAUAUCUUUACUAUGUUGUAUAUAUUAUCAAAUAUAGCCCUAUACCAAACUUAAGAAUGCGUGAACAACUCUUGUGUAAGUCUUCCUUGUUUCAGUAAUUCAAUAUAAGUUUAUAUUUUUGAAUUUUUUGAAUGUACAAUGUUACCAAGUUAAGGGGUUGUACUGGAAUCAGCAUUGUUGUCUGCCUGUUUGUCUGUCUGUCUUUCAGUUUGUCUCUCUGUCUGCAGACUCAAAGAUACCUGGCGGGAAUUCUCUCGGACUUUUCAACAUGCAACUUUCAGACUUGUAGGGAUUGUUCCUUAUAAUUUGAAGUUGUGUGUGCAUAAUCCUUAUCUUCUUACAUUAGAAUUUUCCCAAAAAUAUUCAGCUUUUCAACUGACAAUUCAUGUCAUAUUCGAAUUAUUACUGUAGACUUAUAGCAAAAAUAUACUUCUCUGAAACUACAACAUUCAGAUGUAUCUAUGUUUUGGUAUGAAACAUUUUAUAAUUGCCAUAUACUUAAUUCCUCCUGUUGUAUUUAUCCAUUCAUCAUAAUGUAAUUAUGUCGCAUUCUGAACUGUACCAUUUACAUAAUUUGUACAAUUUUUAUGUAGGACUGGUUAUUGCUUAUUAAAUCUAUAGCUUGUC
Messenger RNA from Dreissena polymorpha, 8298 nucleotides. RefSeq names its product protein eyes shut-like. The transcript has 17 exons. Gene Ontology annotation, biological process: heterophilic cell-cell adhesion; establishment or maintenance of epithelial cell apical/basal polarity. NCBI's taxonomy places the organism in Eukaryota, Metazoa, Mollusca, Bivalvia, Myida, Dreissenidae. The record is from RefSeq and is a predicted model, not a curated record. Bases 343 to 2319 code for a protein of 658 amino acids. Gene Ontology annotation, molecular function: calcium ion binding. Gene Ontology annotation, cellular component: plasma membrane; protein-containing complex.